UUAAAAUAAAUUCCAGAAAUUUGAAAAUACGUUAUUAUAACUCUCCUCAAUAUUUUCGGUACACAUAUAGGUGGAUCAUUGUGUUGGGGUUGUUUUACACGAUGCAUACAGUUGUUGCAUAUUAUUUUCGUGAUGAUUUAUUUUUUAGAGACUACGCUGUUGGUUGGGUAAACGAUAUACUUAUGUACAAUAGUAAACUGUGUGCUGUUUUUGUAACACUGGUAGAAGUGCUUUUGCAGAGACAUUCGCAAUUGGAAAUCUUCAAACGCCUUUCACGAUUGAGUGAAAGUAAGAAGAAUAUUGGCCUGUUGAGCCCAUCUCGGUUCAAAGAAUUUUGCAAGCAAUAUUUAUUAAAAUUUGGUUUGUGCUUUACGUCUAUUUUAUUAAUGGAACUGAAAUUAAUCUGUAGUGUUGUGUCUUACAACGUUCAGUGGUCGAUACUUUGGUAUCUUUCGAUUCUACUUGUUAGUUUUAGUCGGUUUAGAAUAUCCUUCUACAUAUUAUACAUGGAUUUAAUACGAGCUCAACUAACGGUUAUCCACGAUCGCUUGAAGGAAAUUUCUGUCACUAUAAGACGACUUCAGAUGGCUGGUCCAAUGGCUAAUCAUGCAAAAGUUUUAAGCUCUAUAACUUACCUGAAAAACUGUUACAUUGAAAUAUGGCUAUUAAAUGUGAACGUAAAUAACACACUUGGAUGGAGCACCUGUUUUGUCCUGGUUAGUAAUUUUAUUCAUGUUUGUGGUUACGUAUACUGGAUUUACCUUGUAUUGGUAAAAAAAGCAAUAGCGGGGCUCGCAGAUCUUUCCGCGGGUUUGUAUCCUUUCACAAUAAUGACUGUAUUGUUGGUGCAUUCCGCCGAAUCAUGCGUUCGAUUGGCUAAUUCAGUUCAACAUUUGGUUCUAAAAAUACCAGAGUCUGCAGAUCUAGGACUUCACUAUGUUUUAGAUAGAUUCACAUGCUGCAUUAUGCAACAACCGAUAAAGUUUGAAUCGCAUGGUUUGUUUGAAUUCGAUGUUAAGUUUUUUAAAAUGAUGAUUACAGGUUUCGUAACAUAUAUGGUAAUGUUCAUUCCAUUUUCGUCAGAUGUUCCAGAAAUUGGUGCGGCUGUCAAUAAAUCAGUUGGACGACAUUGCUACUAGUCGCUUGAUAUCAAAUGGUUGUUUGACAUAGAAAAAGUUUCGUCGCGUUUUUGUCGAUGUUUUUUGAAUAUGUAAUUCUGUGACCAAGACAAAAAUACUCAAUAGUUAUCACUUGUAACGUCUUUUCAAUUGUACCAAGAGCGCUCAUGUUGGUUCAGACCAGAAUGAGUUUAAUCAUAUUAUACCAAUCGAGGGUGGAAAAUAUUAUUGUGUCACAUUUUUACUUUUGAAUAACCUAUUUGCAACAUAAAAAAAUGAAAUUAUUUGAAAAGUAAAUUGAAUCUGUUAAUAGGUGGAAUCACACUAC
Messenger RNA from Wyeomyia smithii (pitcher-plant mosquito), 1446 nucleotides. RefSeq lists its product as uncharacterized. Gene Ontology annotation, cellular component: membrane. The transcript has 4 exons. NCBI's taxonomy places the organism in Eukaryota, Metazoa, Arthropoda, Insecta, Diptera, Culicidae. Bases 102 to 1139 code for a protein of 345 amino acids. Gene Ontology annotation, biological process: sensory perception of taste. The record is from RefSeq and is a predicted model, not a curated record.